Panicum hallii is the source of this 1053-nucleotide messenger RNA. Its product is annotated as pectinesterase inhibitor 28-like. The transcript has a single exon. Gene Ontology annotation, molecular function: enzyme inhibitor activity. Bases 104 to 793 code for a protein of 229 amino acids. The record is from RefSeq and is a predicted model, not a curated record. NCBI's taxonomy places the organism in Eukaryota, Viridiplantae, Streptophyta, Magnoliopsida, Poales, Poaceae.
CUAGCGAGCCAAAGCCAAGAGCGCCUAGCAGCGAAGCAUAAGCUCAUCUCUCUCCACGCAACUAACAAGACCAAGCCCAUCACGAAUUGAUCGAUCUCGAGCAAUGGCGACCAUCACCAAGAACGCCCUGAUGCUCCUCCUGCUGGCGGCCCUCCCUCUCGCCGCCCUCUCCUCCCGCGCCGGCCCGUCCGCGCACAAAAGCCACGGCCACGGCCACGGGCCCAGGCACGGGCACCCACCGCCUCCUUCACCUCUUCCUCCGCCCCCGGCCGCCGCGCCACCACCCGCGGCCGCCGCGCUGGUGCGCGCCACCUGCAACUCCACGGCCUACCCGGACCUCUGCGUGUCCGCGCUGGGCGCCGACCCGUCCAGCGCCACGGCCGACUUGCGCGGUCUCUCCGCGAUCGCCGUCUCGGCCGCGGCCGCCAACGCCUCGGGAGGCGCCGCCGCGGCCGCCGCGCUGGCCAACGGCACCGCCCCGGAGGGCACGGCCGCGCAGGCUCCCCCUUCCGCCGACGCCGCCGUGCAGGCGCUGCUCCGCACCUGCGCCGCCAAGUACGGCCAGGCUCGCGACGCGCUGGGCGCGGCCAGGGACUCCAUCGCGGCGCAGGACUACGACUUCGCGUCCGUGCACGUCAGCGCCGCCGCCGAGUACCCGCAGGUGUGCAGGGCGCUGUUCUGGCGGCAGAGGCCCGGGCAGUACCCCGCGGAGCUGGCGGCCAGGGAGGAGGCGCUCAGGCAGCUCUGCUCCGUCGCGAACGACAUCAUCGCCCUCCUCUCCAACAGCAGCUAGCUCAUGGCUGAUGAUCCGCUGCUCCAAUCAUCGUUCAUUAACUUGGCUAGUGAGCCUACGUGUAAUGACACGUAUGUCGUCUCUGUGAUUUUGGUAGCAUAGCACUAGCACUCCACUUGUUAAUCUGUAUGUAGUCCAGUGUCGAGUUGAUUAAUAUGGAGUACGUACGUAUCUCUGUACUGUCAGUCUGUCAGUGUCAGUUAACUACUGAAGACGAAAUGUUCUCAUAUAUGUUGAGGAUUAAAAUUCAGUUCAGAGAA